AAAUUAACCCAAUUUUAAAUCGAGAAACCGAAAUUUUCUAUUGGAAUCCAAAAGUUUCAAUUUGUAUGCAAAGAAAAGGAAAAGUUUUUACACCGUUCGAUUUUGCAUUCCCUUGAAUCCUUUUGAUAUCUGCGCUUUGGAGUUUGUUUCUCUUCGUAUCCUUUGAAUCCUAAAGGAACAAUCCUUUUUUGUGUCAGAGAACGUCCGUAAAGAUGACAGGGGACAACAAUGAGGCUAGGGUUUCUCCAAGCGACUCGGCUACAUCAAACGAUGCUUCUCGGACGAGGCAAAGGAGAAAGAGAAAGUGGGAUCAGCCAGCAGAGCAACUUGUUGCGGCUGGAGUUGCGUUUCCUCAGUUACUCUCUUUAGGCAACAAUACUUUGAAUGUUCCUGCUGUGAUGCCAUUGCUCCAAACGCUUAAUCAAUCUAAGAUCCAGGAUGAGUUGAUCAUAGCACGAGAAAUUGUUAUCAAUGAUGCUGAGGCUUCUCUUAGGCACAAGCUUACUAAACGCUCAACUCAAGAAGAAAUUCAGAGGUGUACUGAUGCUGUGGUGAUUACCAGGGGCAAGUAUCGUCCUGCAAAUGCACCUCCUGAUGGUGAAAAGCCGUUAUAUCUCCACAUAUCUGCUGCUGCUCAUUUAAAAGAGACUGCAGAACGUAUUCUAGCUGUUGAUCGUGCAGCAGCUAUGAUUGAGGAGAUGAUGAAACACAAAUCAAACUCACAAGUCAUGUCGGUUGGUUUGCCCACUGCCAAGAUGCACAGCACAUGCGUAUAUUUGGGUUUCGAAGCUGACCCGUCAUCUAACGUUGCUGCUCGUAUUCGUGGACCUAAUGAUCAGUAUAUAAAUCACAUUAUGAAUGAAACAGGAGCAACUGUUGUACUAAGAGGACGUGGUUCAGGAAGCCUUGAGAACCAACAUGGAGAAGACGCACAGCUACCGUUACAUCUAUUAUUGUCCAGCAGCAACCCGAAGAGCAUUGACAAUGCAAAACGUUUAGCUGAGAAUCUUAUGGAUACAAUCAGUGUAGAAUUCGGGGCAUCAAGGGUUACCUCAAGUAAGUUGUAUGGCGCAGUACCACCACCACAGCAACUGCUUUCUGGAGCUCCGGGUUCGGAAAAGGAGCGAAGGCCAAAUUUGAUUUCAACAUGUGGUUUGAUGACAUCGAUACCCAUCACAGCACCACCAAACGCUGUUAGUCCGUUUCCAGUUACUCCCUCGACAAGUCUUUAUCCUCAGUUUCCAAUAAUGCAACCUCUAGGAAUAUCAAAUGGUGGGCACUUGCAACCAAGUCCAGUGAGUUACUUACAGCCAAUGGCUGGGGGAACUAGCUAUAGUGGGUAUGCUGGUAUAUACCCUCAAGCCACACCACUACAACAAGUUGCUCAAGUCCUUAAGCAAUCAAUUUCUCCUGUUGUCUCUACUGUGCCCCCUACUAUGUUGACAGCUGCCUCCUUAUCGAACCCAAGUGAUAUUUUAAGUAAAGAAAAGGAAAGGCGCCCACCCCAAAAGCGAAAGUUUCAGGAACUACCAGCUGAUUGUAAGGUUCCAGCGAAACCAAAACAGCUGUUGGAGUUAGCAAUAUCAGGUGAAGUUGCUCCAAAGAAUGUAGUUGAUGAGCCAUCAGCAAAUAGAGUGCGGUCACCACCUUCACCAAGAUCCGUGAUGCCUCCUCCUCCACCAAAGACCUUAACACCACCGCCUUCGCAGACCGUGUCUCCUCUAUCAUCAAGAAGCAUGCUUCCUCCACCACCACCUUCGAAGACCGCGUCUCCUUUAUCAUCAAAAAGCAUGCUUCCUCCACCACCACGACUUACAUCAACAACUCAACCGUCAAGAUUACAGGAGGGCAAUCACAUCACUGUAAAGAAACCAAAUCCAGUUCCAGAUACGUUAAUAAAGCUGAUGGAAUAUGGAGAUGAUGAAGACGAUGAUGACGAUCCUGAUGAGACAUUGACCGUCGGAUCAUGAUAGUGUCUUUAGAAUCUUUUUAUCUGGCAACAAAAUGCCAAUUUAUGUUUGUAACACAGAAAUGUUGCUGUCUUGCUGAUUUGGAACUUCAUGCCUAAGGCUUUAUUAAGUUCAAAUCUUUAAGACUUAAUUACUUGUUUUACUUUUUGUUGUAGUACUCUUAUAAUUACUAAGACAUGAUGGGGAAGCCUUUCCCUUGGCCUUUAUACAAUAUUUACCUAUAA
Molecule: messenger RNA, 2194 nt
Organism: Camelina sativa (false flax)
Lineage: Eukaryota; Viridiplantae; Streptophyta; Magnoliopsida; Brassicales; Brassicaceae
Product: protein RIK-like
Cellular component (GO): nucleus
Molecular function (GO): RNA binding
Source: RefSeq, a predicted model, not a curated record